AUGUCUAACGCAAAGUCCCCCGAAAUCCUCGCCGCCUACGACGAUGUCCGCUCCGACAAAUCCCCCACAAAUUGGCUCUUGAUAUCCUAUGCCAAAGCCAUAGGGGAUGCUCUGACCCUCACUGCAACUGGAGAGGGCGGUAUCGCUGAACUACGUGAGAAAUUGGAUCCUACCCAAGCCCAAUAUGCGUAUUUACGGGUUGAAUAUGCCAAUGAUAGCGAAUCUUCCAGGGUGAAAUUCGCUUUUAUUACGUGGAUUGGAGAACAGACAAAAGUUAUGAGGAAGGCAAGAGUUAGCAUUGAGAGUGGUGCUGUCAAGGCUGUCUUGAGUCACCAUAGUGUGUCGAUAGAUGCGAGAAGUAUGGAGGAUGUGGACGAGGCAGAGAUCGUCAAGUUGUGUAGGAAGGCUGGAGGUGCAGAUUAUAAUGGUGGUAGAGGAUGA
This is a messenger RNA of Botrytis sinoallii, 441 nucleotides long. RefSeq lists its product as uncharacterized. The coding region runs from base 1 to 441 and encodes 146 amino acids. The record is from RefSeq and is a predicted model, not a curated record. Gene Ontology annotation, biological process: regulation of actin filament polymerization. NCBI's taxonomy places the organism in Eukaryota, Fungi, Ascomycota, Leotiomycetes, Helotiales, Sclerotiniaceae. Gene Ontology annotation, cellular component: site of polarized growth; plasma membrane; cortical actin cytoskeleton. Gene Ontology annotation, molecular function: actin filament binding. The transcript has a single exon.